GUUUUUCCAAGCUGGCUCUCGGGGUCGCAGCUGCGACAGGGGUCGCUGCGCGAUGGGGUGCGGUAGCUCACAAGCUGCCGCUGCGGCGCUCCCAAAGGCGCCCAUACAGGUGAAGAAGAUCCAGGCAACCCAAAGCACUGCCAAGCAGGUCGCGGUGGUUUUGCCUGGAAGCUAUCUCAAGUUGCUGGCAGAAAAUGAGCACUAUACCUAUCACAUCUUGGACCAAGAGACAUUCAGUAUGUUUCGACCCUUUCACUUUCACGUGGAUUCCUUCGUGGAAAGCGCCAUCGAGUACUGCAAGGCCAAUCAGAUUGAGGGUGUCUUUGGCUUCGACUGCUUUCCGAGCUUGGUCGCUUCCAUCAUCAAUACGUCCCUGAAUCUGCCAGGACCCUCCUUUCGGAGCGUCUUUCAUUGCAUUAGCAAGUACUACAUGAGGAAGGAGCUCUCGCCGCAGAUUCCGAUGACGGUGAUCGACCCGCGGAAGGCUUCGCCGCCCCAGAGCUUCCCUGUGGUGAUCAAAGAGAUCGACUGCCAGUUCUAUGUGGGCACCUGGAUCAUCGAGAGCGAGGAACAGUGGCAUAGUACCAUGAAGAUCCUCCAGUCUCGCUCCAGCGAGGAGAUCAACGCGCGGAAGAAGUUCUACUUCAAAUGGUUCCAGAAGCUGCAUCCGAAUGAGAUGCCGGUGUCACGUUGGGAAGACUUUGUGAUCUUUCACAUGGAGCCCUUCCUCCCCGGUAAAGAACAUCAGAUCGAGAUCGUCAUGGAGCAAGAGAAUCAUUUGCUCGUGGCCGACACGGGCGACAUCAUCAAGAAGGACGGCGUCAUUGGCAUGUUCGUGACGCCGGGAUCCUUUGACAUCCCCACCGAGUGGGCACAUGAUAUCUGCAAGAAGUUGCAUGCCAUGGGCUACAAGAAUCAGGCAAUCGAUUUGGAGUUCAUCUUUACCAAGGACGGGCCGCAGGUGGUGGAAAUCAACAGCCGCUACAGCUACAUGGGCUACUGGUCCUGGUAUGAAGUCCAGUCCGAGAGUUCUCAGCUGAAGCACAAGGCGGACCUCCGGAACCUGGAGAACCGCGUUUGCUCUUGCCUCGGCUUGCCGUGUCCGAAGUUCCCCUCCGAUACCAAUGUCGUCAGCAAGCUCGCAGUGGCAAUUUACACCACCAAGGGCGGGAAAGUGGAGGACAUUGUUGACCUGGACUUUUUGAAGAAGUUCGUGGCGGAGGGCUAUGCUGAGUGCUGGACACCAAAGCCUGCCUUCAAGCAAGGUUUUAUUCCUCCUGAGGAAUUCGUCUACGGCGGGGGCAAAUGGGCGAAGCUGGGCUUCAUGAUGUUGACGGCGAAGCGCACGGACUUCGAAGCCACCAACGCCAAGCUUCGGGAUAUGUACACGAAGAUGUUCAAAGAGCCCAACAGCUACCUCCUUGCGCAGGAUGAUGAGAUCGGGUAUGCCGUGGACAAACAUGCCAUCGACUACUAGGGUGACAGAGCAUGCCUUCGACUUCCGCCGUGGCCUGGGUUCUGCAUUUCAAUCGAUCAGACACCAGCCACAUUUCGGAAUCAAAAGACCAAAAAUUACUCAGGAGCAGACUCAAAUAGCCCAGCUUGUGCUCCAAGUCUGCUCCCACUGCGAUCCACCCAGCUUUGCAAGUUGGACGGAAGGAAUGAGCGAAGCUGUUCCUCCGUUACCGCUUGUUCUCUCGGCCGCAGGUGUGAACUGUGGGAAGUUCGUUUGGCGAUGAAGG
This is a messenger RNA of Durusdinium trenchii, 1742 nucleotides long. The record is from the annotation of a GenBank genome assembly. Lineage: Eukaryota; Dinophyceae; Suessiales; Symbiodiniaceae.